Messenger RNA from Mixia osmundae IAM 14324, 600 nucleotides. RefSeq lists its product as uncharacterized. The transcript has 4 exons. Bases 1 to 600 code for a protein of 199 amino acids. The record is from RefSeq and is a predicted model, not a curated record. Gene Ontology annotation, biological process: cell redox homeostasis; hydrogen peroxide catabolic process; cellular response to oxidative stress. Gene Ontology annotation, cellular component: mitochondrion; cytoplasm; peroxisome. Lineage: Eukaryota; Fungi; Basidiomycota; Mixiomycetes; Mixiales; Mixiaceae. Gene Ontology annotation, molecular function: thioredoxin peroxidase activity.
AUGAGUCAAGAAUUUCCUUGCCGCGGCUCGUGCUGUUCGGUAGCGCCCAACUUGCCGUUACUUCCACAUCCACGCACGCACAUUCAUAUCAUGGCCAUCAGCAAGGGAGACACGAUACCAUCCGGCGAAUUCGCUUAUGUGCCCUAUACCGGCACGGACGACCCCAAGGUCUGCGGCAACCCCUCCAAGCUCUCCACGAGCUCGUGGAAGGGUAAGAAGGUCGUCUUGUUUGGCGUGCCCGGUGCUUUCACCAAAGGCUGCUCCGAGCGCCAUCUGCCAGCCUUUGUAUCCGGUGCAUCCGAGCUUAAAGGCAAAGGUGUAGACACUAUUGCCUGCUUAGCCACCAAUGACAUGUUCGUUCAAUCAGCUUGGGGAUCGGUUCACCAAGUCGGCGACAAUGUGCUCAUGCUGAGCGAUUCCGGUCUGACUUGGCUCAAAGAAGCCGGUCUCACCGUAGACCUGUCUGCCGUCGGUUUCGGUGUCCGCUCGGCGCGGUUUGCAAUGAUCAUCGAUGACCUCAAAGUCGCCUACAUUGGCGUCGAAGAUUCGCCCAGUGAUGUCAACGUGUCUUCGAAAGAAGCCGUCCUUGCUCAUCUAUAG